AUGCCUUUAGAGAACAUCAACCUCGAGACACCACCCAAAUGUACUGCGGACUUUUGCCUCAUCCCGCUCGGCACACCAACGGCUUCAGUGUCGGCGGAAAUUGCUGAGGUUCAGCGCCUGAUGAAGAGGAGCGGACUGAAGUACAGUAUGCACUCGGCCGGAACGACUGUUGAAGGAUCCUGGGACGAUGUCAUGCGAUUAAUCGGCCAGGCACACACACUUCUGCAUCAGAAGGGCAUAGUACGCAUUCAAAGCGACAUUCGCGUAGGCUCUCGCACAGAUAAAGCGCAGACCAUGGAAGAUAAAGUCUCAGCGGUGGAGAAACUGCUUGCGGGAGACACAGCUUGA
Molecule: messenger RNA, 348 nt
Organism: Cladophialophora immunda
Lineage: Eukaryota; Fungi; Ascomycota; Eurotiomycetes; Chaetothyriales; Herpotrichiellaceae
Exons: 2
Coding region: 1-348 (115 amino acids)
Cellular component (GO): cytosol
Source: RefSeq, a predicted model, not a curated record